Molecule: messenger RNA, 1001 nt
Organism: Gilbertella persicaria
Lineage: Eukaryota; Fungi; Mucoromycota; Mucoromycetes; Mucorales; Choanephoraceae
Product: beta-lactamase-like protein
Exons: 6
Coding region: 7-972 (321 amino acids)
Source: RefSeq, a predicted model, not a curated record
UAAACGAUGGCAAGUGUUGUUGAGAUUGUGUUUUUGGGUACUGGUACUUCAAGCUCUGUACCCAGUAUUUCUUGUCUUACCAGCCCUAAAAAAUCGUGCUCAGUGUGUCUUUCUUCACAAACACCUGAAGGAAGAAAAAACAAUAGACGCAAUACGUCUAUGGUUGUUCGUUUUCGUAAACACAGCGAUCCUGAAGGUGCUCGGUUAAGAAAUGUACUUAUUGACUGUGGCAAGACAUUUUAUGAUAGUGCUAUUCAAAUUCUUCCUCAAUAUGGAAUUCGUGAACUAGAUGGUGUAAUUAUCACGCAUGGCCAUGCAGACGCUUGUUAUGGCAUGGACGACUUGAGAGGAUGGACAUUGGGUGGAACCAUUCAGUCACAUAUCGAUGUUCAUUUGUCUCCUGAAGCCAUGGAAGUUGUGACUCGAACAUUUCCUUUCCUGGUAGAUGCUUCUAUGGCUACAGGUGGCGGUGAAGUAGCUGAUUUUAAAUACUAUGUAUUUGAUCCCGCUCAGUCUUUUACAAUCGAAGGUCUUGAAUUUACACCUCUUCCUGCUCAUCAUGGAAAAUACAUCACUACCAAUGAACCCUACUUUUGUUAUGGCUUUCAUUUUGAUGGUAUCAGUUAUAUUUCUGACACAAACUAUAUUCCUAAAGAAACUAUGGAUUUGAUGGUCGGAAAAUCACGUAUUUUUGUUGUAGACUGUCUCCGAUUAAUUCAUCCUCAUGCUUCUCAUUUUAUGUUGGAUGAGUCCAUUGAAGCAGCAAGAAAAGUGAAGGCUUUCAAGACAUAUUAUGUUGGAUUUGCCCAUCGCGUAGAUCAUUACUUGUUAGAAGAUCAAUUAAAAGAGUUAGAAAAGACGGAAGGAUUAAGAGUAGCACCUGCUUUUGAUGGAUUAAAGGUGUCUCUAGAGAACACGGAUGAAUUAGUAGAGUCUUGUUAUUUCGAGCCUAAUUCUGUUGUUGUUAAAUAAAUAAUAAACUGAUAAAAAAAAAAGGCCGA